AUGCAAUUUUACUAGUCUUUAAAACCCAAUCAACUUCAACGACCAGACUUCAUAACCUCGCCCAAAUACCCGAACAGAAAACCCUAACCUCUGCGAAAACGAAGAAAUAAACCCUAAUAUCCGAGGAUGUCGUACGAUGACGUGGAGAUUGAGGACAUGGAGUGGAACAAUGAGCUUCAAGCUUUCACAUAUCCUUGUCCAUGCGGUGACUUGUUUCAGAUCACAAAGGAAGAGUUGAAGAUUGGUGAAGAAAUCGCUCGAUGCCCUAGUUGUUCCCUUUAUAUUACUGUUAUUUAUAAUCUCGAAGAUUUCCUCGGAGAAUCCAAGAAACAUGUUGAGCCUUCGAAACAACAGCCUGUUGCUGUCGCUUGAGAACCUUAAAGUUUCCAUUUUUUUUCCCUUUUCCCGAUAUAGGUUUUUUUUCAUAAUCAAUUUAAGAUUUUGGUAUUAUAUUGUAAUAUGUAGUGAUUCGAGCUGGCAAAGCUUUGACUCUGAGAGUGAGAGUUGGUGUCAAUCUCACGCCUUGUCAUACUUGCCUGAAAUUUUGAUGUAUUCUUAAAGAAGAAUUACUGGUUUUGUUUGAAGUUUGGCAUCUUUGGAUUAUGAAUUAUAUUAGCAUUGCAAUAAAUUAGUACGUGGUUAUGU
Lycium ferocissimum is the source of this 645-nucleotide messenger RNA. RefSeq names its product diphthamide biosynthesis protein 3. The coding region runs from base 127 to 372 and encodes 81 amino acids. Gene Ontology annotation, cellular component: cytosol; nucleus. The transcript has a single exon. Lineage: Eukaryota; Viridiplantae; Streptophyta; Magnoliopsida; Solanales; Solanaceae. Gene Ontology annotation, biological process: protein histidyl modification to diphthamide; tRNA wobble uridine modification. Gene Ontology annotation, molecular function: metal ion binding. The record is from RefSeq and is a predicted model, not a curated record.